CCGCUCAGGGACUAGUUGAAGAUCGUUUCAUUGCGAGUUUAUAUCAUCAGCGCCACUGCCACUGUUUUGUUUUGUAUUUUUGAAGUCCUUUUUUUGUCCGGAGUAUAUUUUUACCUGCCUGGAUACAUCAAGAAUUUCUGCGAAGUCCCUUUUAUUGACCAAGGAGUUAAUUCAGAGAACACUCUAUUUGAUGCGGACAAGUUCGGAGGAAGUGCAUUUUUUAUCCAAAGCAAAUCUCGAAGUUUGACGAGCGACUGAGACAAAUUUUCAUCACUUCUGAAAAAGUUUCUUGAUCAGAGUGAGGCGAUGCCGCGAUUCUCACGACUUUGGAUCGAUAUAGGAGACUGAAGCGGACCAGUAUUAAUAUCAAGCAGUUCCAUUGUGAUCUAAUAUCAUCGACCGCCUUCACAUUUUUACUGGAAAGACUGGACAUUAACAAUGAGCAUAAUUUACAAUUAUUCAUGGACGCUUAACACCUAGAGGAAACCAACUGUAUUCCACAGAUCAAACAAUUUACUUUCACUCCGCUCCGUCCAUUUGUCAUUUUGCAGAAAAGGCUGAAUUCUAUUCUUAACUUAACCAAGUUCUAAUCAAGUGAUAUUCUUGUUGGUUACUCAUUAAACAAUCGACAUUUGUCUGUUUAGUUUUUUCCGUUUCCUUGUGCUUAUUGGUCAACAUAAUAUCAUUUUAGAAGACUUCGACCACACUGGUCUUUGCACAAACGAAACUUUCACAUUUCAGUCCUGAAGUAGAAUGAAAAACAUGUUCAGUGUGCAAGGUAUGGCUUUCGACAACUUCAAAGAACUUCAGAAUCGGACAACCUCAAAAACUUGCUACCGAUGGGGCAAGAUGACAAUCGCACUGGCCAUCUCACUAUUGUUGCUCCAAUUUGCAGUUGCUUGCAACUCUACAACAGAAUGUUGCCAUGACAACGAACACGGAAUACAAGAACCUGUUACCGUAGAAACGGAGGUUAAUACGGGUACGUCAGAUGCCCUUCUGGUGACGGAACGCUCUCGCUUUUUUAAAAGGCUGAAUUUUACGCGGAGGAUCACGUUCCCGAAUUUUACCCAGUAUGGCGAGGACCUGCCUCCCCUGGGUGACCCGGAGGAUAUAGCGGACUUGGCCAAGCAGAAUGAGGGUCUCCCAGACGAAUGCAGAUCAGAUCUGUGCCCGAGACAGAAUAUAACAGACCUCAAGGGCACCUUCGAGUGGGACUACACCCCUGCGGGAGAGUACGCCUUCUUACCAUGCCCCAACGGGGGUUGGUUGGAGGAAUACUUCCCCACCGCCCCUCCCAUGAUGGUGGCCUACCGCCCCUGCUACCCUCCCACGGAGAGGAAGGGGCUGAGGCAACUCUUCUACGAGGGGGCUUUCUGGGGCGAGCCGGUGACUGAGAUCUGCCGCUGGAGUUCGGAGACAACGUGGAUGCUGGAAGACAUCCUGAAGGCCAUCCGAGAGGAAAUCUUGGACAUGAUCGACAACACACCAAGCAACAACUACAACAGCAACAACGUCACCCGCGUCGUCUACCACCUCCACGAGGCCAGUCUCUUGCUCAACUCCGUCCCCUCCCAUUACCUCACCGAGGUCGACGUCCUCUUCGUGGCAUCGAUGAUCGACACGUCCAUCAGCGCCGGCGUCGAGGGACUCUACGCGGUUACCUCUGAGCUCGGUCAGGAGGUGGUCAAGCUCGCGGACCGGAUGCUGGACCUUGAUAUUUGGACUUUACUCAAGGCCCAUACUUCUUGUCUCAGUAUUGCAGAUAAUCUCGAAAUCUACACCGAGCACGUCAUCAUGGGUAUAUUCGGCGACAAACUGACGCACUACGGUCGCAAUCUCUACAUCGAAGUCGAACAGACGACGCCGGAGUACGUGGAUCAUCUGCCGAAUAGAUGGGUAGUUGUACCCGAAAAUGAGGGAAACUCGGCACCGGAACCGGUCGUAUCGAUCGAGUUUCAGUGGGGUAAAAUUGCAGCGGUGAAACGUCGGAAUCAGACGGAUGGGAGAUCGCAUAAGAUCCGGGAUGGAGAUCGGGACAGAAGGAGAAACCGGACUUUAUUCGAUGACCGGUUCGAUCGGAGAGAUCCGGGGGUAUAUGCAGUUCCUUCAUACAAGCUCAGGGCUACAGCCAUUGUUUAUUACACAGGCAAGUUCUUCGUGAGUGAGUUGUCUCAGAUAGCCCCUGUCGAUGAUACUGUGCUCGUAUACAUCAAGGCUUACGCCGAUGGCGUCCCCGUGGAAGAGAUCACCGAACCGCUCUCAAUCACUUUCUACCACACCAGCGAUAGCCAGGAUGACUUACCAGACUGGGCUGAAUUUGCCUGCGGGUCAGCUCGGCUUCUUAGUUCAAGGGAACCCGUACCUGAUCUCGUUCAGCAUGUUGAGCUCGAGUGGGAUUCGUCCCAUUGCACGAUGAAUUUCACGAACGAGAACUACACCAUCUGUAUGUGCACUAUCUUAGAUAUCAUUGGGUUGAUUAAAGAUGAGCUGCCGACACAAGAACCGACCACACCUGAAACAGCACCGGGACCGCUUGAAUUUAUUGGGAUUCCAAACUCGCUCGGUCUGACAAUAACAAGCUACAUUGGUUAUAGUAUAUCAAUCAUAAGUCUACUACUCACUAUCCUGACCUAUGCGAUCUUUCCGAAGCUCCGUCGUGGUCGUCCGACCCUCAUACACGUCAACCUCUGCGUGGCCAUCCUGCUCCUCCUCGUCCUCCUCAUCUCCUCCGUGGCCUUCUGCAGCAACGUCAUCGGCUGCCGGGUCGCCAACAUCUUCCGAAUCUACACCAUCCUCGUUUCGCUCAUGUGGAACGGUGUCGAGGCUGUCCACAUGUACAUGACCCUUGUAAAGGUCUUCAAUUCGCAAGCGUCUCACUUCGUUCUUAAGGCUGGCUUGGUAGCAUGGGGUUUACCCCUGUUUGUAGUGCUCGUUGCUGCUGCAGUUAAUACUGAGAUUUACGACGGGGUUAUGAUCAACUGUACAUUCAGUUGUCGUUUGAGUACCGCUGCCUUCUACUGCUUGUUCCUCACGCCAAUGCUCAUCAUCGUCCUCUUCAACAGCAUCGUGUUCGGGCUCGUCCUCCGUGUCAUCAGAAAAAUAUAUAAAACUGAUGGUAAGAAGACACUAUUGAAUCAGCUCAAAGGUGCCGUUGCCCUUCUAGCUCUUCUGGGUAUCUCAUGGAUCUUCGGCGCGGCUGCUGCGGUCAACUUCCAAAUCGUCCCGUCAGGAUACGAACCCCAAGCUACUGCCAAUACCUUUCAGGCUCUCUUUGCAAUCAGCGUUGCUUUCCAGGGCUUCUUUAUUUUCAUCUUCCAUUGUGCGAGGUUCUCGGAUGUCAGGCACCAAUGGAAAACGAGUCUAACUCCGAAAAGAUUCAGAAGACAGAAGCGGAAAUCGAGUUGCAUUCCAACUGUUUCUACCGGGUCGGGGAUUGACGGUUUGCAGGACACACGGUUAUAACAUGAACCGCGGAUAUAGCAGGAAUAGUAUAUAUAUCAACAAGGAAUGCGGUGUCCUACGGAUGCGAUAAGCUCAGGAUACGAUAUGUACAUGUGGUAGCCUCUGGAUUGAUCCGGUUAUCUCGAGAUGCGGUAACCUCAGGAUGCGGUAAAUUCGAGACGUGGUAGUCGGUACCUCCUGAAUGGAGUAACCUCAGGCUGCGGUAACAUCGGGAUGCGGUACCCGCUGGACGGAGUAACCUCUAGCUGCGGUAACAUUAUAAGAUGCGGUAACAUUGAGAUGCGGUAAUGACAGGAUGCAGUAAUAUGCGGCAAAUCGCGGACUCGGUC
Molecule: messenger RNA, 3794 nt
Organism: Lytechinus variegatus (green sea urchin)
Lineage: Eukaryota; Metazoa; Echinodermata; Echinoidea; Temnopleuroida; Toxopneustidae
Exons: 15
Coding region: 754-3465 (903 amino acids)
Biological process (GO): adenylate cyclase-activating G protein-coupled receptor signaling pathway; cell surface receptor signaling pathway
Cellular component (GO): membrane
Molecular function (GO): G protein-coupled receptor activity
Source: RefSeq, a predicted model, not a curated record